Austrofundulus limnaeus is the source of this 1362-nucleotide messenger RNA. RefSeq names its product uroporphyrinogen decarboxylase (gene urod). Gene Ontology annotation, molecular function: uroporphyrinogen decarboxylase activity. Lineage: Eukaryota; Metazoa; Chordata; Actinopteri; Cyprinodontiformes; Rivulidae. Gene Ontology annotation, cellular component: cytosol. The record is from RefSeq and is a predicted model, not a curated record. Gene Ontology annotation, biological process: heme biosynthetic process.
GCGCCCUCUUCUUGUCCGCGCAGGUCUUACCUAUAUGCGAGUUUAAAAGCUGCAGGUCGCUCCAGACGUCUUAAGUAAGAAUUGGGGGAUUUUUAAAAAUAUAACAUUGUCUUCUUCACCCCCGCCGACAUGAGCAAGAACGAUUUAAUCCUCCCUAAAGACUUUCCUCAGCUAAAGAAUGACACAUUCCUGCGAGCAGCUCGAGGACAAGAAAUUGAACAUGUUCCUGUCUGGUGUAUGAGACAGGCUGGAAGAUACUUACCAGCCUCUAAGACGUUUUCCCUUUGAUGCUGCCAUCAUCUUCUCUGACAUCCUCGUCGUCCCCCAGGCCAUGGGGAUGGAAGUCCAGAUGUUGACGGGCAAAGGUCCGACGUUCACAGACCCCCUGAAGGAGCCGGAGGACCUGCAGCGCCUGCGGGCCAAAGUGGACGUGAACAAGGAGCUGGGCUACGUCUUCAAGGCCAUCACUCUGACCCGACACAAGAUCGACGGAAAAGUUCCCCUCAUAGGGUUCACAGGCGCUCCGUGGACUCUCAUGUCCUAUAUGAUCGAAGGCGGCGGCUCCAACACGCACUCCAAAGCGAAGCGUUGGUUGUACCGGCACCCCGAGUCCAGCCACGUGCUGCUGAGGAUGCUGACGGACGUCAUCGUCGAGUACCUGCUGGGACAGGUAGCAGCUGGAGCUCAGGCUCUGCAGGUGUUCGAGUCCCACGCCGGCAUUCUGGGACCGGUCGAGUUUAAAGAGUUUUCUCUGCCUUACCUGUGUGACAUCGCUCGCCGUGUCAAAGACAGACUGAAGGAGAAGGACCAGGAUGUUCCCAUGAUUGUGUUUGCCAAAGAUGCUCACUACGCUUUAGAGGAACUGUCGGAGUCUCGCUACGAGGUGGUGGGCCUGGACUGGACCAUCGACCCCCGAUCAGCACGGGAGCGCACAGGAGGAAAGGUCAGUCUGCAGGGAAACAUGGACCCAUGUGCUCUGUAUGCUCCAAAGGAGCGCAUUUCAGACAUUGUGAAGAAGAUGCUGGAAGGUUUUGGCACGAGGGGCUACAUCGCCAACCUGGGGCACGGCCUCUACCCCGACAUGGACCCCGAGAACGUGGGCGCCUUCGUGGAGGCCGUGCACCAGCACUCGAAAAACGUGAACAAACAAGCGUGAAGAUGUCAUACAAGCAUGUAUCAUAUGAUGGCGAUGAAGACGAGAAUAUAUAAUUUAGCUAUAAAAUAAAAAUGUUUUUUAUGCAAAAUACCAAAAGAAAUCGAGCUUUACUUUUGUUGUUCACUGGUUUUGUUAGGUUUAUAAUUCAAUUCCUUUCACAACUAGCAUAAAAUGAAAAAAAAAAAUAAAAUGUUUCCUUUGUUAAA